GAUUUCUUAGAACACCAUGUGGUGUUUAUCCAAGAUAUAAAGCGCUUAGAAGAAUGCGAUAAAUAAAUUCUCGCGUCGAAACUAACGUAAACAGCAGCUAACUCAUAGCCAAAUAUCCACUAUGAAAAAUGAGUUAAAUUAUGAGUUAGAAAUACCUGAAGAUGGCAGCAAGAUCCUUUAAAGCAGCCAUUGUGAGCAUUACAAGAUAUCGUUUUUCUUUCAAAGUCAGUAAAGCCCACCGGCAUUUUGUUUUUUGUUUUCUUCUGUUCAGGUAAGUUUUGAACAUUUAAAGACUUGAUUAUGACUGAUAAAAGGCAGCGAGCGAGGGUCCAGGGCUCCUGGGCCAAACCUCUUCCCAAACCACAACACCCAACUGCUCAAGAUGUCCAAUCGGAACCAGGGUCAUGGAAGGCAGGACCACAAUCAUUUGAGUUCCAUCAGCCAGCUAAUCCUAUCAGAGUGAUACCUGCAGAGAAAGUGAUCGAAAAGGCUGGUGAAUAUGACAUUAGUCAAGGUCCUUCUGGAGUGUCACGACUGCGGCUCAUACCUGGGUUCCUGCAGCAAGAGGAGGCGGACUGGAUGUUUAGCAAGCUUCUCGCUGAACUGCCCUGGUCACAAAAGACCAAUUACAGGAUGAUGGGUGAUGCAUAUGAGGAACCCAGACUCACCUGUUGGUAUGGAGAGCUGCCUUAUACAUAUUCACGCUCCACUAUGGAUGCCAACCCUGAGUGGCAUCCAGUUCUCACCACACUGCGUCGGGCCAUUGAGCAGAAGAGCGGCCACACUUUUAACUCAUUACUGUGUAACCUGUACCGGGAUGGGAAAGACAGCAUUGGUUGGCACAGUGACAAUGAGCCUUCAUUAGGACCCCAGCCCACUAUCGCCUCUCUCAGUCUGGGGGACACGAGAGUGUUCAGUCUUCGUAAGCAGCCGCUUCCUGAGGACAAAGGCAACUACACCUAUGUAGAGCAUCUGCGAAUCCCACUGACCCAUGGGACGCUCCUGCUUAUGGAAGGCUGCACACAGGCAGACUGGCAGCACCAGGUGGCAAAGGAAUACCAUGACCGCGGGCCUCGAAUAAACCUCACCUUCCGCACCAUAUACCCAGAGCCAGAGCAUAUCGGUAGGAAAUCAUUCAGAUGAUCGCUGAAAGGUGAGACGCCAAGCUGCAGAAGAGAUGGUCAAUGAGGACAAAAGGUUGAGGUCUGUCUCAUAUUCACAGAACAUCAACAAGAGAAGAGGACCUUAAAGAUCUGCACUAAUAUAUAUGGCUGUAUUGUUGAAUGUAAUUAUGGUUUAAUUAUUAAAUUUAAGGAGUAGAGAUUCUCUUUUCAGUUCAAGAUCCUAAACAAUGAUAAAUGUAUCUGGUUCUAUUGAUACUGUUGUAUUUUUGUUUACAUAAAUUACUAUUUUCUCACCAAGCAAUUGUUCACAAUAUAGUUUUUGUUAUAAAAAAUAAAUAUAUAUAUAUAUAUAUAUAUAUAUAUAUAUAUUACUGGUUUACAAUGUUUGUGGAAUAUACGUCAAAUAAAUGUUUAAAAGUGCCAAGUAGCCCAUAUUUCAGUUAUAGCCCCCAAAGGGACUUUUUACAGGUAAAUUGCUGUUGAAAUAUUGUAUGUUCUGCAAUUUCUUAAUUACAUCUUGUGGGUCAAUAAAUCUGAAUUUGUU
This is a messenger RNA of Myxocyprinus asiaticus (Chinese sucker), 1668 nucleotides long. Its product is annotated as alpha-ketoglutarate-dependent dioxygenase alkB homolog 3-like. The transcript is spliced from 10 exons. The record is from RefSeq and is a predicted model, not a curated record. Gene Ontology annotation, cellular component: nucleus. Bases 301 to 1143 code for a protein of 280 amino acids. Gene Ontology annotation, molecular function: dioxygenase activity. Gene Ontology annotation, biological process: DNA repair; DNA alkylation repair. Lineage: Eukaryota; Metazoa; Chordata; Actinopteri; Cypriniformes; Catostomidae.